CCGCAAGCCAAAGCGAGCCAUAGAGAAGCAAGGGCGCACUCGCCCCGCAACUUAGCUCUCGCCAUUGCCGCCCCCCUUUGGAUCAGCGGCGCCUCACAAGCUCAUAACCCCAAGGAACUUGUCUGAUCCCUCGGGUUCACGCCUUUCGCCUGAACUGAUCAGAACAUUCUGGAAGAAGGGGGAAAUACGAACAAACCCUAGCUCGACGGUUCAGCGAAGGCGAAUUUACUUGGUGGCUCUUUCAUCUCAGUUAUCGCAUUUUCGAUGCCAAGCGCUUGGACAAAUUUGAGCUUUGGAAUCAUUCAUAGGGAUGUAUAUGGGGAGUGGGACAAAUCAGGGUGGAGUUGUGUUUAUUUGUAUAUAAUUGGAGGUUCUUGUUCACACUCGGAAGAUAUUUUCAGCUACAAAAAUUUUAAGAGAGGAUGAGGAGAGCAAAUUUUAUUACAAAAAAAAUUUAUAGCUGUGGAGCAUCUUGGAACGUAUGAGCAAUGGAGCUCUGGAGCACCGCUUGCCUCAAGGAUUGCUCUUUUGUCGAACGUGUUCAGUUGAAAUGAGUGGUCGUUUCUCUCGAACAAUUUAUGUGGGAAACCUUCCCGCAGACAUAAGAGAAAGGGAAGUUGAAGAUCUUUUCUACAAGUAUGGCCGUAUAUUGGAUAUUGAGUUGAAGAUCCCUCCUAGGCCUCCUUGUUAUUGUUUUGUGGAGUUUGAGAAUGCUCGAGAUGCAGAAGAUGCAAUCAAGGGUCGAGAUGGGUAUAACUUCGAUGGUUGUCAUCUGAGGGUUGAACUUGCUCAUGGAGGUCGAGGGCCAUCUUCUUCAAGUGAUCGUCGUGGUGGGUAUGGUGGCACUGGUGGCAGCAGUGGGCGCUAUGGCAUUUCUCGUCAUUCUGAAUAUCGAGUUAUUGUUCGUGGGCUUCCAUCAUCUGCUUCAUGGCAAGAUUUGAAGGAUCAUAUGAGAAAAGCUGGUGAUGUGUGCUUUGCUGAGGUUUCCCGUGAUAGUGAUGGAACAUUUGGUCUUGUUGAUUAUACUAAUUAUGAGGACAUGAAAUAUGCUAUUCGGAAACUCGAUGACACUGAAUUUAAAAAUCCUUGGACCAGAACUUACAUCCAGGUGAAAAUGUCUGAUGGUAGUCCAUCAAGGAGCCGGAGCCGGAGCAGAAGUCCUAGAAGGAAUAGGAGGUCACCAUCAAUUUCUAAAUCUCCUUCUCGUGUGAAAUCAUCCAGACCGAGGUCGAGGUCAAGGUCGAGGUCUGAAUCCCCCCGUCAGGCUCGCUCAGGAAGUGGCUGAUUUCUGUACAAUCUGAUUGGUCCCCUGCCGGGACCUUUGCUUGGAACGGAGGGCCUGAGCGCAUAUUUGUUCAGUAAGAUAACAUUAAAAAACCUCAAUGCUAGAACAUUUUUACUGUUAGCAAGUCUAUGGAUUGACUGAAGGUUACGUUCAUGCCUUUGGUUAUCAUAUUUGAGGUAUAAGCACUGUAGGCGUUGAGAUCUUCUUGACCUUUGUAUGGAGAACUUGGAUUGGACGGGA
Messenger RNA from Diospyros lotus (date-plum), 1525 nucleotides. Its product is annotated as serine/arginine-rich splicing factor SR34A-like. The record is from RefSeq and is a predicted model, not a curated record. The transcript is spliced from 15 exons. Gene Ontology annotation, molecular function: mRNA binding. Gene Ontology annotation, cellular component: cytoplasm; nucleus; ribonucleoprotein complex. Lineage: Eukaryota; Viridiplantae; Streptophyta; Magnoliopsida; Ericales; Ebenaceae. Bases 482 to 1285 code for a protein of 267 amino acids.